Messenger RNA from Loxodonta africana (African savanna elephant), 1187 nucleotides. Its product is annotated as heat shock factor-binding protein 1-like. Gene Ontology annotation, biological process: cellular heat acclimation. Bases 636 to 914 code for a protein of 92 amino acids. Gene Ontology annotation, cellular component: nucleus; cytosol. Gene Ontology annotation, molecular function: transcription corepressor activity. The transcript has a single exon. Lineage: Eukaryota; Metazoa; Chordata; Mammalia; Proboscidea; Elephantidae. The record is from RefSeq and is a predicted model, not a curated record.
GUGGCAGUCUGCUUUUGUAAAGCUUAUUGCCUUGGAAACCCUAUGAGAAAGUUCUACUCUGUCUUAUAGUGUCGCUAUGAAUUGGACUCGGUUGGACAGCAAACGGUGGUGGUGGUGGUGGUAGGGGUUAACAAGGAGUCCUGGUGGGGAAAUGGUUAAGUGCUUGGCUGCCGGUGGAAAUGUGGAUGUUCCGAAUCCACCAGCCCCUCUGAGGGAGAUAAGAUCUGGUGAUCGGCUCUAGUUCUAUCCUGUCAUAUGACUCAGAAUCCACUUGACAGUACACAAGGGCUUAAGAGUUGGGUUGACUACAGAGGAAUGGCAUGAGGGGAUUUUGUGGGGGUGUUUGAACUGCUGUACAUCUUGAUAGCAGUGGUGGUUACAUGAUUAUGCAUUAGUCAAAACUCAAACACCGAAAUGAAUGAAUUUCACUGUAUAUAAAUUAAAAAAACAAUUUAAAGUAAAUGUGGAGGCAUAAAGUAUUCUUUUGCUGGAGGGGAGUGGGGAGAGGUAACUGUGUGGUAGGCGUUAAAGCUCGAUAGUUAAAUUGCUUAUAGAUUUGUCUAGAGCCCUGAAGCCAAGGUUAAGAAAUUAGAUUUAUCCUCUAAGCUAAAGUAUUUGAAUGUAGGAACAGUAAAAUGAAAAUGAUGGCCCGAGACAUCACCACCAAACUUGGAACCAGGAAGAUGGCAGAGACUGACCCCAAGAUCAUGACGGAUUUCACCUCAGUGGUCCAGACACUGCUGCAACAAAUGCAAGAUAAAUUUCAGACUAUGUCUGACCAGAUCAUUGGAAGAAUUGCUGACGUGAGUAGUUGCGUUGAUGAUCUAGAGAAAAAUAUUACAGACUUCAUGACCCAGCUGGGGCGGGAAGAACUGGAAGGUGAAGACAAGAUCCCUGCCACACAAAAGAGUUGAAGUUCGCUAAUAAUUUACACAGAUUUGGAACACUGUUUUUACAAGCCAAGAGAAGGCUGAAUGGCCUUUUGCACCUAACUAGUAUGUGUAGAUUGACUCGACGGCACUAGGUUGUUUAGGUUUUUAGUAUGUGUGGACAGGUUUUAUAAGUGUGCAUUCUUACUGUAAAUCAUAUAGUUCCUUUUCAGAGUUAUCUUUUUCCCUCAGUUUCUUGAACAUGGUAACUUCACAUCUUGGACCUUGGUUGAUUGUGCUAUUAAAUAUUAAACACUA